Messenger RNA from Cyanidioschyzon merolae strain 10D, 2145 nucleotides. RefSeq lists its product as hypothetical. Bases 1 to 2145 code for a protein of 714 amino acids. The record is from RefSeq and is a predicted model, not a curated record. The transcript has a single exon. NCBI's taxonomy places the organism in Eukaryota, Rhodophyta, Bangiophyceae, Cyanidiales, Cyanidiaceae.
AUGUCAACCGAAGAGAGCCGUGUAAAGCGCCUUGAACUUGUGCUCAACGGCGUCGAAGACGAGCGAGAACGCGAGCGAGCGCACGCAGUUCGGACUUUGCAGUCGCUGCUCCCGUUACAACCACUGGAAGUUUUGCUGAUUGUCAAAAGAAUCGACGCAGCUUUACGAGCAGAGCGGCCACCUCACUGGAAGUACACAACGGGGGCUUUAACGGUCGCUGCUGCACUCUUGUCAGCCGAACGUGGAGAGGCGCUGGAGCAGCUCACGACCACAGCCCGGGUCAGUAGAAGAAACGUUGCACCGGGGGUUGCUGAGAGACAUUGUUUCCAGGAAACCCCGCAAAGGAUGGCACUGGUUCAAUCCGUUGACCACGAAACACUCGAAGCACUCCUUGAGCUCUUAACCGCAACCUUACCCGUGUUUCUGGGGCGGUCGGAGGCAGCGCUUCGGGUAGCUGCCGUCGAAGCCUUGCGCCAAGUUGUCUCGCACCGGAGUCUUGCGGCCUGGACUUACCUUGUCCCUACACUUUUAUGUCUACUGGAAGAACAACUGGUGCGCUCGCGCUCCUCUGAGUCUAUCACACUAACACAGGACAAAGCGAAGGCCACGAUUUCCGAGACUUUUGCAGUUUCCGACAAACCAGUAACCACAGCGCAGGAGACUUUCGCACUAGAAAGCACACUAGAUGCGAUUGCAGCGGGUUUGAGUGCCCUCGCACCGCUCGAUCUGGUUCCCAGUCUCGUACUUGCGCAUCAUGCCUUCUUGGAAAGCAACGUUCUAUCCCGCUGUUUACAACAUCGCAACCGUUUUGUUCGUGAAUCGCUUCUGCAUCUUGUAUGCGAGUUGAUAAGACGUUGUCAGGAUUUGCUGGAUCGUUGCGAAGGCCAAGUUCAGGAUAAUCGACAGCUCGUCCGAGCGACUGCGCUGGCAUGUGCGCCGCUGAUCGCCCGGGGCCUCGACGACAACUGGAGCCAGGUUCGCUUCGCGGGCAUGCUCGCUGCGCACCGUCUCUACCUGGUGUUCGAACAGCUUCCACUACAGCUUCGUUUCAGCGUUGAUCGCCUCCUGUUACCUCGCUUGUGUCUGAAUCGACACUACUUGGCUGAAGGCGUUCGAGAGUAUGCCCGUAAGACCUGGCUUGCGUUGUUUGGUGCGCAUGGACGAGAGCUGGUGGCCACCAACUUGGCGGAUGUCAUUCCGUAUGUAUUGAAAGAGUCGCAGGCUGAGAACCAUGCCGUGCGAGAGGCCGCUUGCCAUUUGAUGGCGGAGAUCGCGGAUCGCCUGGAUCCUUGUCUAGUGAAGCCGUACGUCGAUGCGCUGCUUACGGCGCUUAUCGACUGCUUUCACGACGAGAGCUGGCCCGUUCGGGAUUGUGCGAGCAGUGCUUGUGCAGCGCUCGCCAUGGUGUUUGAUCUCCACGAGCAGCCUCCAGAACGUGUUGAUGAACUCUUUACCCUAUGGUUCAGACAUUGCGCGGAUAACAUCCCUUCGGUACGCCAGCACGCUGCGGAGGCGCUGGCGAAAGUGAGCGCUCGACUGCAGGGCGCCUACCUGGAACGCGUCUUCGAGUACCUGGGUUCGGCGCUCGCUCGAGCAACGGAGCAGCCUCCAGACCUUGUCGCUGGCGAGAGUGCCUCCACGGAAGUGACGGAAACCACAUUUCAAUCGAUGAAACAAGUUCGCGACAAUGAUGUGCGUCUGCAUAGCAAUCAAACCAUGUAUAGCUGCGGCUCCUUGGCCCCGAAAAUGCGCGCUCGCCAUCAGCGAGUGGGCUGUAUGGAUUGCGCGUACCUGCGUGAACCAGAACCCUGGGAGUAUACUGAUGGAGCGCUUUAUGUAUGGCGGCAUCUCUCAGAGCUAGGAUAUGGCGAGCGUUGCGCUUCGAGUCCGUAUCUGGAGCUUAUUGUGGAGCGCCUGAUCCAGCUGCCCAUGUUUCAUCGCUUGCCCACACUCUGGGCUACGUUAUGGACCCAGUUUGCGCUGGCUUUGCCUUUUUUGCCACCGCAACGAAUCGCAGAGAUGCUGCCCAGGAUCCGUGCAGCCAUGGGGCGUGUUGCAGACUGCGGACAAGCGCAUGUCCUCAGAGCACUCGAAGAGAUGCGGCAGGCACUGAAGCCAUGGGAAACGACCGACGAUUCCAAGUGA